CUGAGAUCCAACAAACCGUCAAGUUAAACUUUGACUACGCAAACCUUAAGGAAGACGUGAAGAUUUAUCUUCAAAGCAAGCAACAGCAAGGAGCAUGACGAUUUCAAUGGUGAUAUCAUGGUUGGCAUCAACACUCCCCCAGAGCCUCGGCCAACCAACGGUCAUCCUCGCGGCAAUCAUAGGUCUCGCCCUCCUGCUCCUGUUGCGAGCAGACGAAAGAUCCCGAUUGAACCUUCCACCUGGGCCGUGGGCGUUGCCGUACGUGGGGAAUCUGCUCAUGUUCGCAGGGAGAUCAUCGGAGCCGUACUUGGUCUCCAGCGAAUUGGCGGAUAAAUACGGAGCCGUCUAUUCCCUCUACUUUGGUAACUACCUGACAGUUUUCUUCAAUGAUUACCAAACCAUCAAAGAGGUGUUUGUCAAGCAGUCGGCUGUGUUCAGCGAUCGGCCAAGAAGCCUGAAGCUCUGGAAGGAAACCGUUGAAGGUAUAGGACUUGGCCUCGCGAAUGGUAAGGACUUUGACGACGUGCACCGGACAACCAUCCGCUCCCUGAGAGAGGCCGGCGUUGGCACAUAUAAAGUCGAACAGCGCAUCCUGACCGAGGCUGAGCAUCUGUGUGCGGAGCUGGAGAAGUUAAACGGAGAACCAUUCGACUGUACCCAAGUGACACAGAGUGCUUUCUCCAAUCUCACCUUCAAUAUAUGUCUCGGGGAGAGGUUUGACGACUACUCGGACAGCAAGUUCCGUAUGAUGGUGAACCACCUGUACAAUUUCCUGGAUGAUAUGAGGAUCGCAAUGACUGAGAGUUUCCUUCCCAUCCUUGGCGCAUUCCGCCCGGACACAAUGAUUUCCAAAUUGAAGCAAUCCUUGGUUACGAUGGACGAGGUGAUUGGUGAAUACACUAGCGCCCACAAGGAAUCUCACAUCGCUGGUUGCGCAAGUGACUGCUUGGAUCUGUUUGUGGAGCGGCAGAUGAAGGAACCGGACAACCCAUUGUAUUCAGAUCUAUUUAUCAACCGGACCAUCGGUGGCGUCCUCAACGGCGGGAUCGAGAGUACCCAGACGGGCAUGCGAUGGCUGCUACUUUACUUCCUCCACUACCCGCACAUACAGAAGAGGUGCUUUGACCAGAUCAAUGAGGUCCUGGGCACGGUGGAGAAACCAUCUUGGGAGAUGAGGGAGAAGCUCACCUACGUCAUGGCCACGCUACUCGAAGUGCUCCGACAUGCCAAUAUAGCCCCACAAGGCGUUCCUCACGCAGCUAGUCGUGACACUAUGGUCAACGGUUACUUCAUUCCAAAAGAUACCAUGGUGUUUAUGAACCUGUACCAUGUGCACAUGGACCCCAAGUAUUGGCCAGAGCCUAAGGCGUUCAAGCCUGAGCGAUGGAUAGACGGCCAGGGGAAACUCAUUCGCCACGAAGCUUUUAUUCCCUUCUCCAUCGGAAAGCGCCACUGCCUUGGGGAGCAGCUAGCUAAACAAGAGUUACUUCUCGUGACUGUAUGUCUCUUACAAAAGUUCGAGUUUGUUUUACCAGAGAACUACAAGCUCCCAGACUUAAAAGGAAUUCAGAAACUCAGCUUGGCACCGAAACAAUAUUUGGUGUGUGUGAAACCAAGGUCUAUAUAAAAUUCGUAGUCGGUGCAGAGGAACAUUUAUUUAUUUCAAUGUGGCAUUAGAACUUUGACUUGAUAAUACUCAGCAGCGGACUGUCAGACUGGCUGAUCAGGAAUAUUGAUGGGCAGCAUGUGCUUUGAAGGACGUGCAUUAUUUGAGACUCAUUCAUUGCAAAGGACCAUCGUCAAAGUGAAGUUCCACCCAAGUUUGCCAUACUGUUGUGGCAAGCCAGCAUGAACCUUUAUUAUAACAUAUGUUAAAACAUACAAGAAAGGCUGCAACAUUCACAGCUUACCACUUGAAAUCUAGUCAUUUCAUGCAGCUGUGGUGUGUAUUAUGUAGAGCAGGCCUAUAUUUUUUGUGAAGGACGGAGAUUACAUGGUAGUAAAACACUUAAACAGAAUCAUGUACCGCAUGAGAAGGGAAAUUGAUUGAAAUGUUUAACCUGAUGAUCCACAAUAUGUUGUAGGAUACUAUGAACUUGCAUUUGUAGUUAGAAGUUCUUAAUCGUUAUUUCUGUUUCGUCCAUGUACAUAGAAUAGUAUUUAUUUAUUUACAAAGCAAUGUUUUUAAAUUAUAUACAUUAUUUUGAAAAGUAUGUGUUGGGAUUUUUUUUUCA
This is a messenger RNA of Lineus longissimus, 2234 nucleotides long. Its product is annotated as vitamin D 25-hydroxylase-like. Gene Ontology annotation, cellular component: cytoplasm; intracellular membrane-bounded organelle. The transcript has 8 exons. Bases 95 to 1627 code for a protein of 510 amino acids. Gene Ontology annotation, molecular function: heme binding; oxidoreductase activity, acting on paired donors, with incorporation or reduction of molecular oxygen, reduced flavin or flavoprotein as one donor, and incorporation of one atom of oxygen; iron ion binding. Gene Ontology annotation, biological process: xenobiotic metabolic process. The record is from RefSeq and is a predicted model, not a curated record. NCBI's taxonomy places the organism in Eukaryota, Metazoa, Nemertea, Pilidiophora, Heteronemertea, Lineidae.